AUGGUAACUGCCGCUUUGAUGCUACCUGUCGCAUGCGUUGCCAUCCUCUACGUCAUCAAUCAACCCCCACUGAUUAAGCCAUCAAUCAACAGUAAAUCAAGCAAUCCCCUGUCAUCGGAAGUCAGUGGAUGGCAGCAAGCGUGCGUGGAGGAGAAAAUAAAAUACAGUACGAAUUUGUGCACGAUUGAAAGAAGUCAUGCAUCAAUUCUGACUUUUGAAGAAUUUGAACAGGUUUACAGGUAUAAGAAACCCUUUAUUGUGCAUUUUAGCAACGGCGCAGCUGAUUGGACAGAUCCAGUGAAAUGGACUAAAGCCAGUUUGCGGAAGUCGUACAGUCAGUGGUCCACUCUGAGUGGAACAUCAGAGGACAUCGCACGAAGAGGAAGGAAUGGAGGAGACACACAGACAUCCUUUGAAGAAUAUUUGGAGAUUAUACACAAAAAGAAAUAUAGCGAUGAACCCAUGUACGUCUUCGACAGAUGUUUUUACAGCGAUAGUGACCUACCACAGAGUAUCAAACUACCACCGUAUUUCAACAUAAAGGAUGGUGAAGAUUCAAGUAUUUUUUUCCUUGGCGGUUCUGGUUCUGGAGUAAGUUUUCAUAAGCUUGCUGAUGCAUGGAAUGGAGUUAUUUUCGGACGAAAACGUUGGUUUCUAUAUCCACCUCAGAAAACGCCACCAGGUGGUGUUUGGCCAAGUUUUUCUCAACUGGACUGGAUUAACAGCGUUUAUCCCAACUUGCCACCAGAAGAACCACUCGAGUGUGUUCAACAGGAGGGUGAAAUUCUCUACCUGCCCGAGUCAUAUUACCACGGUACAGUGAACAUACGCGACACAAUGGCCAUCGGAAUACAAAAAUACAACGCUGCUACAAAAAUAGAGAAGUUGUUUUACAAAUGCACGUAUUGCAUACAAUAUCAAUUGGGAAAAGGAAGAGGAAAAGACCUUGAAAUUUUAAAGGAGUUAAUUAUCAAAUAUGUUACCAGCCCAGAAAUGAGGCUUAGUCUCAGGUCUAUGCGAAUUGCCGUGAAGACCAAAGCACCAGGUGCAUGCGACGGCGUAAGUACUGGUACAGCAUUACGUCAUAGCAAGUAUAUGGGCAACUCGUGA
Messenger RNA from Stylophora pistillata, 1110 nucleotides. Its product is annotated as jmjC domain-containing protein 8-like. The record is from RefSeq and is a predicted model, not a curated record. NCBI's taxonomy places the organism in Eukaryota, Metazoa, Cnidaria, Anthozoa, Scleractinia, Pocilloporidae.